AUGAAUCAUCUCCGCCUGGGCCAGUGCCUCGGCACGGUUCCGCCAGCAACAUUCCGCCGAAGACAUAACGAAAGCCUGAUCAACAGCCUCGCGCAUCAGAAAGAGAUAACCUUCUUCUACAGCAGACCGAGUUCCACGGGUCGGAAUGAUGGAAACAACUGCCCGCCCCCGACGACGACAACUGCAUCUGCAUCUGCAUCUGGGACGAUCGCGCAUCAAGCAGGCGUCAACUGUCUCGCCAUUGACGGCAAUGAAGGUCGCUACUUGUUCUCGGGAGGCGCAGACUCCACUGUCCGGUUGUGGGAUCUUGAAGAACACACGGCAUCCCGCACCGCACCAGCGGGCGUUCCACGUGAAUAUCACCCAUCAGCAGCGCUCACACGCAGCACUCCAUCAUCGCAUACCCACGCGCUGACAUCGAUCUCCAUCUACCCGUUCGACCCAACGCCGUCAACUCUGCUGACGACCAGCUACGACAAAUCGCUCAAAGUGACGUCCAUCACACCUACUUCGCUGGUGCCGGUACACACUUUCGAUCUCGACUUCCUGCCCUACACACAUUGUGUCUCAUCCGUCCCGGACUCGUCCCCACUGAUAGCCGUCGGAACGGCGCACCCAGCUGUGCGGCUACUCGACCUCCGCUCGGGCCUCUCGACGCAUUCCCUCUCGGGGCCCAAUGGCGCCGUCUACACGCUAGCGUGGUCGCCGAGGACAUCCUACAUUCUCGCGUCCGGCUCGGCGGACGGACGCGUGCUGUUCUACGAUAUCCGCCGCGCCAAUGCGGUGUUUGCCUCGCUCGACUCAGACGACGCGGUCGGGGUUGUGGGCGAACAGCCCUCGACCGGUCUAGGCGCGCGCACCGAACUGCUGGAUUUCCAUACGGCCGCGCACAACGGCCCCGUGACCAGUGUGCAAUGGACGCCCAGCGGCGAUCGGCUGGUUACCGCGGGCCACGACCAGCGCAUCCGGGUCUGGGACACGGCGACGGGUCGCAACGAGCUUGUCCAUUUCGGCCCGCGCAUCCGCAACGAGAGACAGGGCGAACUUAAGCCGUUGAUCUCGCCGCCAGGGACCCAUGCGCCCGGUCGCGAGUCGCUGUUCUGGCCCAACGACGACGGCCGCGGUGUAGUGUUCCAGCACCAUCUGCGCGAGGGCCAUUUGCUCGGGAUCUUGCGCACCGAGGGUGUCAAGGUCGCCGAGGUCCAGGCCGCCAAGAAACACGGCAGGACCGGCGCCGCUGGCGUGAGCACUGCCGUCGCCCGCUUGACCAGUGCCGGCCGCAUCAAUGCUAUGGUCUGGCGCACUGAUGCCCCCCUUGGCGACGGGCUGGAGAUGUACACUGCGCAUGGAGAUGGCAGGAUUUGCGCUUGGAUGCCGCGCCCCAAGGAUGCACCUGAAGAAAAGGAUGACGACGACGACAACGUCGACGAUGAUGAAAGUGGCACUGCUGGCGAUACAUCGGCUGGUGGAGAUGGCCGUCGGCAACUACCUCCCGGCUCUGGCGAUGCCGACGAUGCAGCAGAUAGAAAGAAACGCAAGCGUGACCUCAUGGCCGACUUGGUCGGGGGUCUGGCGCGGCGGCCGAUGCGCUUCUCCUGA
Molecule: messenger RNA, 1599 nt
Organism: Capronia coronata CBS 617.96
Lineage: Eukaryota; Fungi; Ascomycota; Eurotiomycetes; Chaetothyriales; Herpotrichiellaceae
Exons: 1
Coding region: 1-1599 (532 amino acids)
Biological process (GO): proteasome-mediated ubiquitin-dependent protein catabolic process; protein polyubiquitination; transcription-coupled nucleotide-excision repair
Cellular component (GO): Cul4A-RING E3 ubiquitin ligase complex; nucleotide-excision repair complex
Molecular function (GO): protein binding
Source: RefSeq, a predicted model, not a curated record